AUGAGCCGAUACUCUGAACUCUCGGAUGACAUAGAUUUCGAGUUCACACCCGAGAAAGAUGAUACAAACGAGAUAAAUGAAUAUCUGCUAAGAUGUCUCGAUGAAACCCAAACUGCUGCUCGUGUCGCUGUAUCUAAGCAGCACGAGGCAUUUGUCAACCCUGGGUUAACGAUUGCUAACAUUCUUAUACCAUUACCACUGAUGCCUCGUGAUGCCGAGACGAUUAGGAGUGUAUCUGAAGAAGCUUCCUUUGGCAAAGGUGACGAGACAGUGGUUGAUACUUCGGUACGCAAGAUAUGGGAACUUGAUCACACUCAAUUCAUGUUUGCGAAUCCCGCCUGGCAAGCCUAUGUUGCCACCUUAUUGGAAGAUGCCGCACAAAGUUUGGCUAUGUCAGAGGUGAGAGCUGAGCCUUGUAAGCUGCUUCUAUAUGGAGAAGGCUCUUUCUUCGAAUCUCAUAAAGACUCGGAGAAUGUCCCAGGAAUGAUCGGAAAACUAGUAAUUUGCCUUCCCUCGAAACAUGAUGGCGGUAGUAUUCAUCUGUCUCAUGCUGGCAAGAGUUACGUCUUCGAUACAGAUAAGACUUCUGACUUCGGCCUAACGAGCCUUUCGUGGUUCUCUGAUGUUACGCCCGAGAUCCAACCCUUGAAGUCCGGAUACCGCUUGGUAUUAAUAUAUAACGUCACCCAUACGGGUCACAAGCACAUAUCUGCUGGACUGGUCGAACAGCAAUCAGAGAAUCUCCGUUCGGCACUAGUUGAAUGGCAGUCAAAGCUACCGUUCCAGGGGAAGCUAGUUUAUAAGCUUGAGCACAAAUAUACAAAUUCAAGUCUGAAGCUGAGCAACCUUAAAGGCCGGGAUAGAGCUGUAUGUCAGAGUCUGUACGAGGUUGGCUUAAGCUGCGGCUUUACCAUUUUUCUUGCCGAGAUGAUCCGAACGCAGGGCGCGGAUCCCCGUGAGUCUGAUGAGUACGAAUGGUCAACAACAGGGUUAACAAGACUGGAAGACGUGAGAACUUGUGAUGGAUUAGCUGUCUGCAAUAUCGUAUUCUUGAACAGUGGGGAUAUCCUAGGGUCAAACCUAUGGGACCGAGACGCCGAUAGUGAAAGUGGAGGUGACUUUACUGGCAACGAAGACAUGUCGCUGACCCUCCGUUAUCAUGACACUGUAAGUUCGCGAUAA
Daldinia childiae is the source of this 1182-nucleotide messenger RNA. RefSeq names its product putative 2og-fe oxygenase protein. Bases 1 to 1182 code for a protein of 393 amino acids. The record is from RefSeq and is a predicted model, not a curated record. The transcript has 2 exons. NCBI's taxonomy places the organism in Eukaryota, Fungi, Ascomycota, Sordariomycetes, Xylariales, Hypoxylaceae.